This is a messenger RNA of Capsicum annuum, 1339 nucleotides long. RefSeq names its product lignin-forming anionic peroxidase. Gene Ontology annotation, molecular function: heme binding; peroxidase activity. Lineage: Eukaryota; Viridiplantae; Streptophyta; Magnoliopsida; Solanales; Solanaceae. The coding region runs from base 135 to 1115 and encodes 326 amino acids. The record is from RefSeq and is a predicted model, not a curated record. The transcript is spliced from 4 exons. Gene Ontology annotation, biological process: response to oxidative stress; hydrogen peroxide catabolic process.
UGGUAGCUAUAACAUCUAAUCAAGUGAAGUUCUACUUAAUUCACUUCCAUUGUAUUCUAUAAAUAGCAAACUUCUUCUAAAGUAUUGUUGCAUGAAAACAAGAAUUAUAUUAAUCAAAAAGUGUCAAAUUAAUCAUGUCUUUUUUAAGAUUUAUACUUGCAAUUCUCUUCUUGGUUUCAAUUUUUGGUGUAUCAAAUGCUCAUUAUAAACUAAGUCCUACAUUUUAUGCUUUUACUUGCCCUAAUGUUAUACAUGUUGUACGUGAUGUUAUGGAACAAAUUCAACGUAGAGAUGUUCGCGCUGGUGCCAAAAUUAUUCGCCUUCAUUUCCAUGAUUGCUUUGUUAAUGGUUGUGAUGGAUCAGUUUUGCUAGAUAAUGCAACUGGAAUUAUAAGUGAAAAAGAUGCAAAUCCAAAUGUUGGUAUUGGAGGAUCUGAUAUUGUUGAUGAAAUUAAAACUGCAUUGGAAAAUGUGUGUCCUGGUGUUGUAUCUUGUGCUGAUAUUUUAGCACUUGCUUCUGAAAUUGGAGUUGUUUUGGCUGGAGGUCCAUCAUGGCUAGUUCCAUUAGGGAGAAGAGAUGGCUUGACAGCCAACAGAAGUGGAGCAAAUACUGAUAUCCCAAGCCCCACUGAAACCCUUGAUGUUAUGAUACCACAAUUCACUAGAAAGGGAUUGGGUUUAACUGAUCUUGUUGCUCUAUCAGGUGCACAUACAUUUGGAAGAGCAAGAUGUAGAACAUUCAAUCAAAGACUUUUCAACUUCAAUGGAACUGGUAGACCUGAUCCAACAUUGGACCCUAAUUAUUUACAAACAUUACGAAGACUUUGUCCACAAGGUGGCAAUGGUGGUACUUUUGCAAAACUUGAUAAAUCAACACCAGAUCAAUUUGAUAAUCACUACUUCACUAAUCUUAAAAACCAUCAAGGUCUACUUCAAACUGAUCAAGAAUUGUUUUCUACAUCUGGAUCUAGUACAAUUGGAAUAGUGAAUAAUUAUGCAAAUAAUCAAUAUAAGUUCUUUGAUGAUUUUGUUUGCUCAAUGAUUAAAAUGGGAAAUGUUGGUGUGUUAACUGGUACUAAGGGAGAGAUUAGGAAAGAUUGUAAGAGGGUUAAUUAGUUAAUUAAUUAACUAAAUCCUCUUUUAUUUAUUCAUGUUCUUAUUUUUUUUUAUUUUUUUUUGGUGGAAGUGUAAUGUGUGCUGAAACCCUGGUGUAAAGUCCGCUUACAUUUUAUCUUCCAUUAUAUGUUGUUGUUUGUUGUAAUGUAUGCUGAAAUAGCAAUUGUUCCCAAAUAAGACAUGUUAUGCUAAAAUAACAAUCCCAAUAAGGAUUUUGACAUCUA